ACGCGACGCCAUUUGCUGCGGCCGAGCGUGGUUGCAGGCUGAUCUCGGAAGGGCUCGUCUGGGAGACUCUCCCGCGCACGCGACCCGUCCUCUAGCGCCUGCUUUGUACCGCGCGGCUCCACACGUCGCCUCUUCAGCCCCUUGGAGGAGUCGCCGCCGCCGCUAUCGUCCGGAUAGGAAUCGGUAAAGCCGCGAGGCCGUCUUCACCGCCAUGCCCAAGAAUAAAGGUAAAGGAGGUAAAAACAGACGUAGGGGUAAGAAUGAGAAUGAAUCUGAAAAAAGAGAACUGGUGUUCAAAGAAGAUGGGCAAGAAUAUGCUCAAGUAAUCAAAAUGUUGGGAAAUGGGCGCUUAGAAGCAAUGUGUUUCGAUGGUGUAAAGAGGUUGUGUCACAUCAGAGGGAAAUUGAGAAAAAAGGUUUGGAUAAAUACGUCAGAUAUAAUAUUGGUUGGUCUGCGAGAUUACCAGGACAAUAAAGCUGAUGUAAUUUUAAAAUACAAUGCAGACGAAGCGAGAAGUUUGAAGGCAUAUGGCGAGCUUCCGGAGCAUGCUAAAAUCAAUGAAACUGAUACAUUUGGUCCUGGUGAUGAUGAUGAAAUCCAGUUUGAUGACAUUGGAGACGACGACGAAGACAUUGAUGAUAUCUAAAUUGACCUCGACGUUUUACAUUCCAACUUCUCUGCGGAUUGGUCAACAAUUUGGAUUUUGGCUAUGGCCUGUUAAAGAAGAUUAAAAUUAUCUUUAGUUUGAGUGCAGUUUGUUAAAGCAGACUGAUUUGUUUCUAAGGUAUUUCUUUAAAAACUGGUAGUGCUGAAUUAAACUAAAUGUUAAGCCCACUUUGUUCUUUGGUGUAAUGGAGCUUAUGGGUAAAAAGAGCACAUCUACUAUUUUUAAAAAGAGAAAAAGUUCAUUACCUUUCCUACUUUGACCACUUCCAGUAAGUAAAUGGAUGUUUUGAAUAAACCAUUUGCCCUAUACUCGUGGAUUAUGAUUAAGCCCUAGUUUUGACUGGCCUGUUGACUGUACAGUGACUUUCUGUAUAUUUCAAUGACUUACGUCCCUUUGAAGUUUUGAUAAAAUUUAAGAGAGCAGAAAUCUGCAUUUGAAGUCAAAAGAUUAGGUCUCUUUUUCAUAUUUAAGUAUCGUGUGACUAUUUUUAUACUAAUUUUGAUAUUACAUAUAUUCUUUUCAUUAUCUAAUUUUGCCACUAUAAACAUCAACAAAAAAACAUUUCCAAGAUGCAGAUUUUAGAACCUGGGUUUUAAUAGCUAUUUUUAUUUGUAAGGUUAGUAGUUGCAGAAAUUGAACACUAGGUGGCACCCAGUUAUCUUAACAUUGGAAAUACUGGUACAGUUGUCAACUUUUUUUUUAACUUAACCGUGCGUAGGAAAUUUCUCAACCAAGAUUGUUUUGAUCAGUAUGCAUGUAUGUGGAAUUUUUUGCAGAACAAAAGAAUUACAUUGUGUCAUUGUAUUUCAGAAAUCAUAUAUACAUGUAAACUACAAUUUUGAGUGCUGUAUAAAUGAAAAUUUAAUUUCAUAACAACCUGUAAAAGUUAAGUGUUUUUCAAACUAUCCCAAAGCUGGGGAAAGAGGAGGGAAUAACAAGUUAAUGAAAAGGUGGUCUCCCAUUCCUACACAGUGGAGAAAUACAAUAAAGACAAUGUCACAUUGCAAACUAUAUUAUACCUUACUUUGUGUUUAGGGUGUAUUUUAUUGUGUGUUCAGAUUUUAUAUAUAUGUGUGUGUAUGUGUAUAUAUAUAUAUAUGUGUGUGUAUAUAUAUAUAUAUAUAUAUAUAUAUGUUACUGAGGAUUUAGAUUCACCCUUAUUUAGCUUUUUUGUUUAUCAACUCUAGUAAAAUAAAAUUAAGGGCUGGACUAGUUAGACCUCACUAGCCACAUUGAAAUCGUAUGCAACUUUUAAAAAAGAGAUCCAUCAUGUAGCACGUGAAGCUUUUAUUCUACUGGUCUUCAGAGAACUUUGCCAUGAUGAAAAGUAAUAUAACGAGGAAUAAACCUUCACGUGGCUCCCAAGAAAACACAAAUCUUAUCUCAUUCCAUGCUUAGUAUAAUUUCCUAAGUGCAAAUUCUGGAAUCAAAAUCUGAGGUUCUAUAAAACAUUGUUAAAUCAAAGAACAGAAAUUAAGAGUGAACAAUUGGGGUUCUUGUUUCUUAUUUGGCAUUCCUGAAAACUUACCUAGGUGGGAUGUACCUGAGCCCAUGAGCUAGUUUUUAAUACUUACAAGAAACCAGCCUCUAAGAAUUGUCAAUAGUUAGUUAACUGUGCCUGGGAUACAGUUCAUGGUAAGGACAGUGCAACUCAAACCUUAGUUUUUCUACUUAACUCCUGUAAUAAAUGUGGUUUAUCUAAAGAUUCUUUAAAAAUUACAACAAUGGCCCCCAAUCUUCAUAUGUUUGCUAGCGAUUUUUCCUUGCCUUGGUAGUAACAGCUCAGUGUAGUGCUGUUGCACCCUCAAAAAUCAGAAAUCAUUAAACAGUUGAGGUAAAGUUGUAGCUCAUAUGCAGCACUACUUGGAAUUAUUUUACUAACUUGUCUUUACUGUGGGAAUAAUUCCGUUUUCAUUGAUUUGACUAUAUUUCAAACGAAUGGAAGUGGUCCUUAAGGAAAUUUUUUUUGUUGUUUUUGGGGAUUUUGGAAUUUUUUUUUUGUUAUACUCUGAUUCCUAAAAUAGAAAGCUAUAAAAUGUGCUGUGAGAGAAAAUAAAAUGUUUGAAAUCCUAAGAUAAUAGUUCUUACUGCUAAGAGGCAUAAUAGUUAUUAACGAGUUUGAUAGGCUCGCUUUUUUCAUGUAGUGUUUAUUCCACUUCCAUUUAGAGUAUAAACAUGUAUUACUAAGUUGACUAAAUAAUCAAACCAAGUGUUUGUGUAAAAAAAAUACUUGCCAAGAUUUGACUGUUGAAUCUUUCUUGAACAUGCAGCCUCUUAAAGAGACCGCCUCUUACUAUGCAUGACGAAAAUUCUUGUAUUUUAUUAAGGAAUGGCCAUUGGUUUGCUCACUGCAUCUCUGGUAUCGUGGCUAUAAAUAUAGUUGAUUACAAAACUUUUUGUGACUUGUGGUUUAACUUAGUUUCACCUAUCAUGUGUAAAUACUAAAUUACAGGAUGCUAUCAGUAUUGACUAAAGAGCAAACAGUAAUCAAUUAGGUAAAAGCAUGUUUCAAAUAAAAUAUCUAGCUGGACUUAUACUUUAUUAUGUACAGAUUUAACAUUCAGUAUUAAUUGUGGCUUGACUGUUAAAGUAUCAGAAUGAAAGUGAGGUUUUUUAUGUUGCUUGGUUGUGAUAAAGAUAAAAAAGAACUGUAUUGGUAUGAGAUGUUUAGAUCUUUAUUCUGUUCACAAGGGAAAGUUUCAUUUAUGCUGUUUGGACUCCCAUGAACUUUCACACACCGUUUUGUGGUUUUGAUUUACCUUAAAGUACCAUUGUUUUUAUCCUUGCUGAUUUUUUCUUCCUAUUCCAAAAAGUACACAAUCUGAGUUGUCUUACUACAAGUAUGAUAAGACACUAGCCUCUUAGCGAACCAAGGAAUUUGGAGAGCGUAUUGGGCUGUGUCCUCUCUUCUCCCCAGCUGCCAGACACUGCGGAAGCAAUGGGGCAGAGUGAGGAGCAUGGGCCCUGGGGUCAGGUGGCCUGUGUCCCAACCUCCACUCUUCCCUUUACCUGUAGGUGACCCCUGGUACUUACAGCGUGUCUGAGCUUCAUGCUUCUCACCUGUAAAUGGAGAUGAUGAGAACAGUCCCUGGAGAAUCACAGAACUGUUGGGGAUUAACAAGUAGAUGGUCGUGCAUGUAAUGCACUUAGAGCAGUGUCCACCGCUUUUCACUCGAUAUCCAGGAUU
Pteronotus mesoamericanus is the source of this 3854-nucleotide messenger RNA. RefSeq names its product eukaryotic translation initiation factor 1A X-linked (gene EIF1AX). NCBI's taxonomy places the organism in Eukaryota, Metazoa, Chordata, Mammalia, Chiroptera, Mormoopidae. Gene Ontology annotation, cellular component: cytoplasm. Bases 212 to 646 code for a protein of 144 amino acids. Gene Ontology annotation, molecular function: RNA binding; translation initiation factor activity. Gene Ontology annotation, biological process: translational initiation. The record is from RefSeq and is a predicted model, not a curated record. The transcript is spliced from 7 exons.